This is a messenger RNA of Sphaeramia orbicularis (orbiculate cardinalfish), 6433 nucleotides long. RefSeq names its product exostosin-1a-like. Lineage: Eukaryota; Metazoa; Chordata; Actinopteri; Kurtiformes; Apogonidae. The record is from RefSeq and is a predicted model, not a curated record. The coding region runs from base 965 to 3196 and encodes 743 amino acids. Gene Ontology annotation, molecular function: glycosyltransferase activity. The transcript has 11 exons. Gene Ontology annotation, cellular component: membrane.
CUGGUGGGACUGACGUACCUACCGCUCUGCUUGCCUUGCAGUCUCUACCAUGUCUAUACGGCACCUCUUGUUUUUGUGUGUGAGGUAUCACUUCCAUACUUCACACGACUGAAGCAAUUCAUGGAGAAGUAAGCCUGCCGUUUUCGGAGAGAGCUGGAUACGAGUUGUGGACACGGACAGAGUCAUGGUUUGUGGAGGAAGAAGACAAACUGCCCGGUUGUCUGUACUUCCAACCAGCGUUAAAGCUACUUUGAUGCCUCGCCGCUUAGCUAACAAGCUAACUGGCAAUGUUUUCAGAAACUAGCCAGGUAGUUAGCUUGCUAGCGAGCUAAAACGGCUAAACACAUUCGCUAUAUAGAGGUAGCAAACAGUUAUAGCUACUUUUAUCUGAAGAUACUGGGAGUGAGUAGGUCGGGUAUGUGAGAAUGGGUAUGUUGAAUGUUGAGGGCAUCAGUGCCCGCCUGGUGGCUAUUUUCCACCGGGGACAAUAGUUAACUGUCCAGGCAACAAGUCUAGGACUGCCCUAAGGACUCAAGUUUGUGCUCGUUUCAUUACUAGUAACCGAUGGCCUGGGCUAACCACAGAGAAGCACCCAGUGGUAAAAUGAACGUUUAGGGCACAGUAAAGGUAUCGGUGUACAAAGGAAAGUAGGUUGUCACUGUAGAUGCUCAGAUUUGAGUGGGUCAGGUUACUCUGUUGUAACCCAUAGGAGGAACUGUUGAUAUUUAAUCGAUACGACUAUUGAUGAGGAGACGAGGUGGAUGAACAUUAUAAAUCGCCCACAUGCGUUGGAUCAGUUCCCGGACUUGUGAAAGGUAUCCGAAGCAGAAGGUGGGAGACGUGAGCGCACAGCCCUUACAGCCCCGGGGAAGAUGGCGGAGCGUUCCCGCAGGAGGUGCUGAAACCAAAACUUGGGGACUUCUUGGAUUUAUCGCCGCACAUCUGUUCUCAGAUUGUAGGACACAUGCAGGCCAAAAAACGGUACUUAAUUCUGUUCUCCGCAGGUACGUGUCUCAUUCUGUUGUUUUGUUUUGGAGGGAUACAAGUCCCGCUGUCCAGGCGGGGUCCCAGCCGGCGUGAUGACCGCAGCCUCACGGGUUAUCGGCCCGGGCCGCGGUGGCGGCGCUUUCCGGGGGGGCUCCAGCCUUUCAGCUCCUGGGAACAGGACAGGAGCGACGAUUACGACGGACACAUCUCUCCAAGGCAGAAGAGAGAUUCAAACUCAGGCGUUUACUUUGGAAAACGCUGCAGAAUGGAGUCCUGCUUUGACUUCUCUCUGUGUGAGAGGAAUGGAUUUAAAGUUUACGUCUAUCCCCAGCAGAAAGGAGAGAAGAUGUCAGAGAGCUAUCAAAACAUCUUGUCCUCUAUUGAAGGGUCCAGGUUCUACACACAUGACCCAGGACAGGCCUGUCUGUUUGUUCUGAGUUUGGACACAUUGGACCGGGACCAGCUUUCACCUCAGUAUGUUCACAACCUAAGAGCAAAAAUCCAGAGCCUUGCUCUGUGGAAUGAGGGCAAAAACCACAUCAUCUUCAACUUAUACUCAGGCACAUGGCCAGACUACACAGAAGACCUAGGCUUUGACAUUGGUUAUGCCAUGUUGGCCAAAGCCAGCAUCAGCACUGAGAACUUUCGACCCAGCUUUGAUGUUUCUAUUCCUCUUUUCUCUAAAGACCACCCUAGGACAGGAGGGGAAAGGGGUUACCUUAAACAUAACACUAUUCCCCCUUUCAGGAAGUACAUGCUUGUUUUCAAAGGGAAGAGGUAUCUAACUGGCAUAGGUUCAGACACUAGGAAUGCUUUAUAUCAUGUUCAUAACUCAGAGGAUGUGGUCCUCCUCACUACCUGUAAACAUGGGAAGGACUGGCAGAAGCACAAGGAUGCUCGCUGUGAUAGAGACAACGCCGAGUAUGACAAGUAUGACUACAGAGAAAUGCUGUACAACUCCACAUUCUGUCUGGUACCUCGAGGACGACGACUGGGUUCCUUUCGCUUCUUAGAGGCUUUGCAGGCUGCGUGUGUGCCAGUAAUGCUAAGUAAUGGCUGGGAGCUACCCUUCUCAGAGAUCAUCGACUGGAAUACCGCAGCUGUGAUGGGGGAUGAAAGGCUGCUGCUACAGAUCCCCUCGACUGUGCGCUCCAUCCACCAAGAUAAGAUCCUAUCCCUGAGACAGCAGACUCAGUUCCUCUGGGAGGCAUACUUCAGCUCUGUGGAGAAGAUAGUACUGACCACGCUGGAGAUCAUCCAGGAUCGGGUACUGCAGCACACCUCAAGGAGUUACCUUAUGUGGAACAGUCUGCCUGGAGGUCUUUUCACCCUGCCUCAGUACUCCACAUCCCUGGGAGACUUCCCCUUCUACUACGCUAAGCUGGGUAUAAAACCAUACCCAAAAUUUACAGGUAUUAUUCAUGUAGUGACUCCACUAGUGUCACAGUCUCAGCCAGUCAUGAAGCUGCUUCUGGCUGUGGCCAAGUCCCAGUACUGUGCUCAGGUGAUAGUUCUGUGGAACUGUGACAAGCCUCUUCCUGCCAAACAUCGCUGGCCUGCCACUGCUGUUCCUGUCAUUGUUAUAGAAGGAGAAAGCAAGGUGAUAAGCAGCCGCUUUCUGCCCUAUGACACCAUCCCAACUGACGCUGUACUCAGUCUGGAUGAGGACACCGUGCUCUCCACCACAGAGGUGGACUUUGCAUUCACCGUGUGGCAGAGUUUCCCAGAUCGCAUUGUCGGCUACCCAGCCCGAAGCCACUUCUGGGACAGCAACAAGGAGCGUUGGGGUUACACUUCCAAAUGGACCAACGACUACUCCAUGGUGCUGACGGGGGCUGCCAUCUAUCACAAAUACUACCACUACUUGUACACCACCUACCUUCCAGCCAGUCUGAAGUCCAUGGUUGACCAAAUGUCAAAUUGUGAGGACAUUCUGAUGAAUUUCCUGGUGUCUUCAGUCUCAAAGCUGCCACCCAUCAAAGUUACCCAGAAAAAACAAUAUAAGGAGACUAUGAUGGGACAGAGCUCCCGGGCGUCCCGCUGGGCCGACCCAGACCAUUUUGCCCAACGUCAGACCUGCAUGAACAAAUUUGCCAGCUGGUUUGGCACAAUGCCUCUGGUCCACUCUCAGAUGAGGCUGGACCCAGUUCUUUUCAAAGACCAGGUGUCCAUACUGCGGAAGAAGUACAGGGACAUCGAGAGGCUAUAACCCUCCAGAGCCCCCCCACUCUCUGGACAUGACAAGUAAAAAAAAAGAGUGAGGGGGCGGACCGGUACAGAAACGCAGAGCCUUUCCGCGAUCGAGUGGAGGGAUCAGUGGAGAAACUAAAUGGAUGGAGUGCAUGAGGAGAGGAGGACGAUAAACUAGAACAGAUGUGGAGGAUUCUGUAUGUGUUGAUUUUAUUUGUUGGCGCCCAUUGUUUGUCCUCCAUGUCUCCUUUUUACCCCUCCUAGGAUCUCCUGUGUGUACUGGAGUAUAGUUGAGCUCCCUGUACGCUCCACCAUAUACACUAUCCCCUACUGAAGGACACCAGAGGACCUGACUGAAGGUUCGACUUUGAACAACAGUGGUCAAAGUCUUGGAGUUGGAUAUCAUCACUCGCUGCUUCAGCGUCCACACGGUGGAAAACCACUCAACUCUAAGCCGCUGAAAUACACUCUGCUCUGUACUCUAUGCACAGGUUCAUGAAAGUUUUUGCUGACAGAAUAUUAUUGGUAAUUAUGACUGAAGAGGAUAACACUAUUUUGGACACAAUUAGCUAUUUUUUUUUUAUAUACAGUGAAUGGCCAGCACUACUCUCUCUGUAUCGUCAUAAUUAAAUCCAGUACCAGGGUGGGUGAAGAGAGAAUGACUACCCUUCAGCCACAGAACUGAAUAAUGAUCGUUGAUCUGAUAUUCACAGUGCCUCAAGUUUAUCUAACGGCGUUGGGAUGUGGGAGUCUAAGAAAAAAAAAAGACAUGGUGCAGAACAAGCACCAUGAUCUUGCUGCUUUCAAUUUUGCAUUUUGUUUUAGUUUUUUUUAUGUUGGUUUUUUUUUUUUUUUUUUUUUUUUAAAUAAUUGAUGGAAUUUUGGAUCCCAUUGUAGAUUCUUCAGGUCAGCAUUCACAUUUUUCCUCUUACUGAAUAUAAUUGGAUUCAGAUGAACAAGCAAAAUUUAAAUGAUAUACAAUUUUUUUCAUGCGGUCUGGAAUCUAUCUUGCACAGCUUUGCCAGAUUCCACUAAAUUUGUCUCUGGGACCAGAUUUCCAAAGACGCUGAAUGCAAGUCCAGAGCAAAAUCUGUGGAUGAGGACUCUUUGUUUUUCCCUACUUAUCAUACAUAACUUUUGUGCAACAACAAAUCUUCUUUUCUUGUACUAUUAACAAAAGAAUGCAUAACAAGCCAGAACCAUUACUUGAAUAUGCGCUGGCCUGAAGAACAAUAAAGGAUCAUAUGAGUGGCCUUGUUUAAGGGAGGCUGGGCUUGCCAGUUGUGAUAACCAAUGUUCUGUCUGAAACACAAGCCACUGUGAAUGCGAAGGAAGGGAUCUGUUUGGGCUUGGUUAGAAAGAGAAAUGUAUGAACACCCAUUAUCUGUGUGUCAUAGACCCAAUUUCAUUUUGUCCAGUGACAGGUUUGGCAGUAGCCAAGGCUGACAAGCACUUGACACAGGCUAAUACAUUUUUCAUCUAGGAGUAUCGGACAGUGCCUCGGGAGACUCGAACAUCAUGACAAAUAAGAGUUGGCAUCAUGCUAAGUAUACUGUUGUAUUUUCCCUCGUAUUGUGAACAAAUAUGACCAGAUCAAUGGGAACCAAGCUUUUGCGGUGCUGUUGAAAAGGCUCAGGGAAAGAAAUAGGUACAUGUGCACUAUUUAGUCAUUCUUCUCAUUUUCUGGUUUUCUGAACAUCAAUACAUGCAAUUGGAAGCCUCUCAGCUUCUAAACUAUUUGCAGAACUCCAGGUUCUAUCUCUAACAAUCAGAAAUCCAAACAGCUAUUCAGAGAUGCUUACACUGACAAUGUCUUAUUGUGCUUGGGCGAAAGAUUGAUCUCAUUGAUCUGAAAUGGAAAACCAGGAUGUUGUGAAGUGUGCUUUAUGUCUUGGGAUAGAUAGUUGACUUAAAGAUUAACUAUAUGAUGCCAACUUUAUUAGUUUCUGUAUGAUUGUCCUCUAAAUUGAAGACACAUAUCAAACUUCUGCAACUCUGUCCAUUGUCCGCCAAAUGUCAGGGAAUAAUGAAAUUGGGUUUUAAAUGUUUGAUAAUGUUGAAAAUCCAGCUCCGCUUUAAUCCUGUCUCGACAUGUCAUAUCAGAUUAUGUGAAAAUGUGAACUUUAGCCUAUUUAAGAUUCAGAAUUUGCACCCGUGUAUUUAAAUCACUGUGCAUCAUCAAAUUAAUGUUUUACAACACUAACCACGUCUGCCCUGACACCUCAUUUGGCAGCUGUAGCUUCAAUGUUGUGGGAGAAAUGUUUAGUGACCACUUGGGUUAAGCUUCACAGUCCUGCACCCUUCACCCCAAUAUGUGCCAAUAGUUCAACUGUUUUAUAUUCAUAAUGUUUAAUUGCUAAUGUGAGGAACACCGCACAUUCCCAUAUUUAUUCGGUUCAUUUAUGUUUAUUCCUGUUUUGUAAGAAAGUCGAAUGUGUGAAAAAGAGAGGGGAAAAGGAAGGACAGUAUGUGUCAGAGGCGAGCGCUGCAUUUAAAUUUUUUUUCCCCACUUUUGAGAAUGUGCUAUCAGCUGGACAGCACCUAAACAAUCCUAGUGUUACUAAAGACAGUGCUAUAAAGAUGGUUGAAUAUGGUCGUGAACAGAAUCACAUUUGCAAAAUGAACUUGGUGCAAUAUUUCAGAUGACAUUUUCUCUAUCUUUUUCUUUUCUCUUCUCUUGUGUUGUUGUUUCAGAGGGCAGGGGUUUAUAUAUUGAUGUGCCUUCAGAAGAAAUACAUGAGUUUUUUUGCCCAUCUUGUGCAAGAACGGGGUUCCUGUUUUAAUGUCAUAUUCGGUUGUCUUCUGUUUUCUUUUAUCAGUAUCCGAUACUGGCUCCGUAAGUUAUACUGUUUUAACACUGGAAAGCUACGAGGACUUAUCACACAUCUCUUCCUGACAUUCCUGACUUUUUUUGUUGUAGAAACAUUUUUCAAAGUCUUGUUGGACACACACGGACACGUACUGCCUUGUAUUAUUAUACUUGCGAGGGCCCAGUAGCCCACUCUUUCUGGCUGUCACAAGUAUAAUAGUACAUGAAAUGCACAUACAAUUCUCACAAACACACACAGUAUUUAUCAGACAGGAUUGUGUCUCAACUAAAUCUCUGCCUGCAUCCUUCAGUCUCUUCUGUAACUGCAGACUUAAUUUUAUAGAGAUUAAAAUGGAAAGAUAGAGGAAAAAUCACAGUUUUGUAAAAGGAUUUUAUAAAGACAAAACAAAAAAAAUCAACAUCAACAAAUAAAACCUUUGAUAUAAA